Molecule: messenger RNA, 1536 nt
Organism: Arachis ipaensis
Lineage: Eukaryota; Viridiplantae; Streptophyta; Magnoliopsida; Fabales; Fabaceae
Source: RefSeq, a predicted model, not a curated record
AAUACUUGUUGAUUGACUAUUUUAUAUUUUUAUUCAAAUGGGACCUGGGUUACUGAUAACUAUGGUCCGAACGCCUGAAUCUUUAUGUUAUUCACUUAUUUGCUUCUAACACUUUUCUUCUGAGACCUCAUUCUAAUUUUCUCAUCAUUCAUCAAUCUCCUGAGUCCAAUUUUUUUCUUCUUUAUGUAAUUCUCACAACCGAUAUCUCUCUAAUUUCGCCUCCGAUUUCACGGAAGCAGAAUUGGUGCCUGAUUGCUCAAUCGAUCAAUUUGAGAAGCUGAAUCAGGCCCUUUAUUUCUCUAGUAACAUCAAAGUAAUUCCUGUGUCUCAGCAAUGGCGGCACCAUUUUUCUCAACACCUUUUCAGCCCUAUGUUUAUCAGAGUCCGCAAGAUGCAAUCACACCUUUUCAGAUUUUAGGGGGUGAAGCUCAGGUGGUCCAGAUAAUGUUGAAACCCCAAGAAAAAAUUAUUGCAAAGCCUGGUUCCAUGUGCUUUAUGUCAGGAUCCAUUGAAAUGGAAAAUUCCUAUCUUCCAGAAAAUGAAGUAGGCAUAUGGCAGUGGCUAUUUGGCAAAAACAUAAGUAGCAUCUUUCUUCGAAAUUCUGGACAAAGUGAUGGAUUCGUUGGAAUUGCUGCACCUUAUUUUGCAAGAAUUCUUCCGCCAGAUGCAUUUCUUUGCUCUGUCAAUGAUGUGAAAGUCGUCAACACAAUUGAUCAGAGGGGACGUAAUAUUGUUGCUGGUGCUGAGAACCUUGCACUGCCCUCAUCCAAAAAAAGCCCUAGCCAUCUAGCCUCCACCACCACUGCCGCAAGAAGUGGGACACUGUCGCCGUCCGUCGCACUCAGGAGCUUCCUCUUCGUCCUAUCGGCGUGCUCCAAGUCUCGGACCCCUGUUCGCUCCACCGAUCGCAGCUUCUUCCUCGAGGGAUUUUUGAGGCAGAAGAUAUCAGGUCAAGGGCUUGCAUUCAUACUUGCUGGUGGAUCUGUUCUACAGAAAAAUCUUGAGAGCGGUGAAGUUCUAGCAGUUGAUGUUUCAUGCAUUGUUGCUGUGACAAGUACAGUCAAUGUCCAAAUAAAAUAUAAUGGUCCUCCAAGAAGGACAAUGUUUGGAGGUGAUAAUGCUGUGACAGCUCUUCUCACAGGACCAGGCAUUGUGUUCAUACAAAGUUUACCGUUUCAUAGACUUUCUCAGCGAAUUGCUAGAUCGGUGACAUCUCCAAACAUGAGGGAAAAUCCCAAGUUUUUAAUACAGAUUGCCAUUUUCUUUUUCCUGGCCUAUGUUGUCAUUGUAUCUUCAUUAAUAUUGACAGAUGUAUGAAACUUAGUUAAGCUUUUUCCUUUUUCUUUAUUGUGGUAUUUCAACUUUUAUACCAUUUUAUGAUCAUAGAUACUAGGAAGGUGAGAAGAAGAAAUUUGAAUGUCUUGGAUUUGGUUAACAACAGAGUGCUUGAUGGUCGGAUUUUGACAAAGAAAAGCAUCCGAAUUAUAUCAUUGAUAUCUAUCACAAAAAUGUUCAUUUUAUCAGAAUAUUAAUCUA